GAAAGUUAAAUCGCUUUUUUGCUACACGCCAAUCUUUCGUUCAUCGCCAUCUCCCUCCCUCUUAUCCAGUUCAUAGAUUUUUGUUUUCUCUUCUUAUUCCGCCAUCAUGUCUGACGAUGAGCAACACAACCAGCAGUUCGAGCAGGCUAGCGCAGGUGCCUCGCUCACUUUCCCUAUGCAAUGUUCUGCGCUCCGCAAAAACGGCCACGUUGUCAUAAAAGGUCGUCCCUGCAAGAUCGUUGAGAUGUCCACCUCCAAGACCGGAAAACACGGUCACGCGAAGGUCCAUCUCGUCGGUGUCGACAUCUUCACUGACAAAAAGAUGGAAGAUAUCUCCCCUUCCACCCACAACAUGGACGUCCCCAAUGUGAACCGUACUGAGUACCAGCUCCUCGGUACCGAUGACGGCUUCCUCAAUCUAAUGAACACUGACGGAGGUACUAAGGAUGAUGUCAAGCUUCCCGAUGGGAAGCUCGGUGAAGAAAUCUUGGCUGGCUACGAAGUUGCAGACACCGUCAUGGUCACGGUCACUGCCGCGAUGGGCGAGGAGCAGGUCACAUCUUUCAAGGUCUCCAAUCAGUAAACGUCUUUCGCUUCUGAUUGUCGUACACGUCCUGUCAUUUUUCUGUCACGUCAGCUAUUCUUACUUUCAGUCGAUAUCUGCGCAUGUACUUUCAUCAAGGCAUUGUACUGAAUGUACAUCAGUAUGACUAGGUUCCGGUGUUGAAAUAAAGAAUUAUGUAUUUCAUGUUGUAGACAGGUCACAGGAGGCAUUUAUGGAGGAGAUCGUGGUCUCCCAUUUAUUCCGAUCAUAUGCCCACUUCUGAGUUGUCGCAGUGAACGCCCGAACCACCUCCGGAUAAGAGUUAGUACCCCUACGUACUUCCCCAGCAUGUUGGAAAGCGCUUCGGUGGAAGCGGUUGUCCUGCUAGCAGAAUAACCGCGAUAAUUC
Molecule: messenger RNA, 952 nt
Organism: Suillus clintonianus
Lineage: Eukaryota; Fungi; Basidiomycota; Agaricomycetes; Boletales; Suillaceae
Product: initiation factor 5a
Exons: 8
Coding region: 107-583 (158 amino acids)
Biological process (GO): positive regulation of translational elongation; positive regulation of translational termination
Molecular function (GO): RNA binding; translation elongation factor activity; ribosome binding
Source: RefSeq, a predicted model, not a curated record